UUUUUUAAACGCGUCUCGUGUUUUUUUUGUCAUUGCAAUUACUACAACUAUACAUACAAAAAAAAGGCUGUAGUUGAUGGUUGCCGUAUUUAUAUAACUUUGAACUUCAACUUACCCUUCGCUAUAGCUGCUGUAUUUAUCUCCGAUUCAGACUAGGAAGUUUCCUAGUUACAUUAACUUAGAGCCAGCGAUACAUAAUUUAAACCUCCAAUAACUAAUCCGAUCACAUUAGUUUACUUUUUUUUUUCAGAAUUUUUACAACCAAACACAAAUUCAAUCUAUACAAUCAUUUCCACGCAAAAUGUUUGACAAACUAAAGAUAUUCCAACCACGAGCGGUCUCAUCUAAGGAAACAGACCGUUCACUAUUUUCUGAUGAAAAUUCCAGAGUUAAAUUGAAACGAAUAAAACCUUACAUCCACAACUCCAAUAGGCAACCAGUGGAACGACUCAAUAAUAUUCCCCUACGUUCCAACACUGAGCCAACACCCUUGCGUGAAUCAAUUAUACUCGACCCAAGACUCGUCCAAUCAGUCUGUGAUGAAGUUGUUGAGGAUAGUGAAGAGGAAGUCUCUGAGUUGGUUAGCUCCCUGUGUUUACCAUCAAACCACACCAUUGAGACAAGUAUACCUUGGAACUCCCAGAAACUACCAGACGAGCAAAUUUCAUCGCAAUUAUCAUGCAUCAGUAACGACAAUUUCCAUGCUGAGGAUCUAGCGGCAAUGCCUAUAGAUAGUGAGCUCGAAUUUUAUACUUCACAGCCCCAGAUCGGUUUCCUGCAGGCAGUAUCCGAUGAUGAUGAUGUUUUACUACUUGAAGAUACCAUACAUGAAGAAGAAGAAAAGGGGGAGGAGUAUGAUGAAUAUGAUGAGAGGUUUGAGAAUAAUAUACAAGAGAGUGAUGAGUCAUCGGAAGAGUUUGACAAGCAUGAUAUAUUAGGCGCAAUACAAAAUUCAGAACUAUUGUCACCUAUGGAUGAUGAGAUUGAUUUUAACAUUGAGGAAAUAUUGGAAUGCUCUACCCAAUGCGAUUUACUGCUAGAAGAGGAAGAAGUAAAAUCUACAGAAGUUGUAGAAGCAGUGAAGUCUGCGGAAGUUGUGGAAGUAGUGAAGUCUGCGGAAGUUGUGGAAAUAAUGCAUGAACAGAAAUCAGAAGCUGAGGUACAAAUUGACAUUCCACAGCAAGAGCACAAUGCUAGCACUUCCACUCAAAUAGAUUCAGAUGAACUAGAAAGUAAAACACCGCCACCAGGAUCAAAGCCUGCACGAAAACGUCUUGCAUCCAAACCGCUUUCGUCCCUUUGCAGUUCAAAUCAACCUAGGUUUAGAGUGGGUUUGUCUAAACGGGUCAAAAUAGAUUCAUUGCAUACUUAUUUGAAAAAGGGUAAAUGAAAGCAAUUCGCUAGAGAAAUUGAAGAAAUUAUUUAUUUGCAUUAAUAUGUUUUAAUUUUAUCAAUAUGGGGAUAAUUAUAGAUAUUCCCAUUAUGGUUUAAUAACAAUUUGUAAUCGUAAACACAAUCUACUCUAUCAAACAAAUUAAGGAGCCAACAAUAUCUUGACAUCCUUCUUGGUAUUAGCCAAAUGCGAAAUAGCAUCGACUCCCUCUUCCAAGUUCUUCUUGUCUGAGAUCAAUAACAGAACUUCCUUGGGGUCAAGCACACCUCCUUCAAAUGCCAGUAUGAUUUCUUUAAAAUCUUCACGGACAUAAGAAGUACUUCCCUUAAAUAUGCAUUCAUGUUUAGUCAAGGUCAUGGGCCAUUGUCUAACUGUUUUAUCUGCAGACAUUGUUAAAUUAGUAGCCACUCCUCCGGGUUUAACACAUGAUAACAUGGUAUCAAAGCUAUCUCUUCUUCCAGAACAAUCGUAGACAUAAGAAUAUCCUAGGUUUUCUUCGCUAAGUUUAAUGAGAUCAUCAGUUGAAUUGGUUCGAUUUGUAGGAUCAAAUACUUUUGCACCCAACUUUUCUGCAACUUCUCGUCUUGUCUGCUCCGGUUCACUAACCACAAUCUUAUCGACAUUCUGUCCACGUAAUGCCAAUACGGUGGAAAGUCCAAUUGGUCCACCACCAAUCACCAAUGCCGAACGAUCAGCUGGUUUCUCUUCGGUUAUUCUUGAAGUUCUCACACCAUGCCAACUAACUGCAAGUGAUUCCAUUAAAGUAGCUACAUCAGGAGGAAUUAUAUUCUCAGGGUAUGGAACCACAUGGGCAUCUCCCACAACUAAAUAUUCGGCCAUACCUCCAUCACUAAACCCCAAACCGUAAUAUCCCUUUUUCUGACAACAGUUGUAACAUCCUUCAGCACAGGCAUCACAUAUUGAUGUUUCAUUCUGUUCCAAGAUUUUCUUAUCAUGACAAUGUCCAUUAGCUUCUAAAACCACAUAUUGCCCCACUUUAAGAUCCUUGACCUCGGGUCCGACUUCUACAAUCUUUCCCAGUACUUCAUGACCCAUUACUUGUCCCUUUUUCUUCUUUUUCGAAAGAGGGUCUACUUCAUCUUUGAAAAAUACCGAGUCCUUAUAUUCUUUUACAUCAGGACUACAGAUCCCCACGUAUUUGACCUUGAUCUUAACAUCAUGAGGAUGGACUAUUUGUGGUUCUUGUCUAUCCUUGACAAAUCUGAGAUUUCCAGGACCAUGAUAUUCAACCGCCUUCAUUUUAGUAAAGAAAUUUUUUUUUAAAAAGUUUUAUAAUGACAUUACAAGA
Messenger RNA from Spathaspora passalidarum NRRL Y-27907, 2702 nucleotides. RefSeq lists its product as uncharacterized. Bases 302 to 1390 code for a protein of 362 amino acids. The record is from RefSeq and is a predicted model, not a curated record. The transcript has a single exon. NCBI's taxonomy places the organism in Eukaryota, Fungi, Ascomycota, Pichiomycetes, Serinales, Debaryomycetaceae.